AUGAUUCUUUUUCUUCUCAUAGAUCUCCACAAGGACGACUGGGAAAUGACAACACGCGACCUGUUUGCUGAUGUGGUGGUCUUCCUGAAUGCAUACCAGAAGUCUUCCAGAGAAAACAGAAUUGUGAUUGUGAGCUCAAGAUGUGUGGUCUUCGACACACUCGAGAACGACAUUUCUGCAAUAUACUCCAUAACAGCUCUCGAGACCAGAUACAGCGUUGGUGACCUUGGAUAUGCCCUGUGCCUGCAUAGAAGCGAAGAAUCGCAAAUAGUCAUCUUUACACUCAGAGAAGAGCACAAGGACGAGUAUCUCAGAUACAUCAAGUGCAUGUUUGCUGCACAGAGAUUUAGGAUCAAGAUAAAUGCAUUCUCGCUCGUAGAGAAUAAAACAAUCCUACAAUGCUGUGCAUCCACUGGCGGUGAAUAUUUCUCUGACGAGACCCAGUGCCUGAGAUUCUUGCUAUCACUGCUGGGAACACGAAAGCCUCUCCAACCUCUUGGAUUCUCGGCCACUUGCUAUUGCCACGGAAAGCAGAUCCUCCUCGGCCUUGUGUGCCCAAUCUGCCUCUCUGUGUUCUGCAAAUUCAUUCCUGUAUGCAAAAAGUGUAAAAGCAAGUUCAGCUUCAUCAAGCUCGAAGAGUAG
This is a messenger RNA of Ordospora pajunii, 642 nucleotides long. Its product is annotated as putative transcription factor Tfb4. Gene Ontology annotation, biological process: regulation of DNA-templated transcription; nucleotide-excision repair. Lineage: Eukaryota; Fungi; Microsporidia; Ordosporidae. Gene Ontology annotation, cellular component: transcription factor TFIIH core complex; transcription factor TFIIH holo complex. The transcript has a single exon. The record is from RefSeq and is a predicted model, not a curated record. Bases 1 to 642 code for a protein of 213 amino acids.